AUGCUCACGGGCCGCGUCUCGCGCGAGGUGUUCGUCCAGUGCUGCCGCCGCGCAGGCGUGGGGGCCUUCGCGGCAGAGGCCUACAAGGAGCUGGUCGCCGACGGCGGCAAGCUCAGCUUCUCGCAGCUGGCGCCCGAGGAGGCCGGGAACCUGCGGGGCUUCGUGGAGGCCGCCGCCACCGCGGUCGGGUUCGACCUCGAGGAGGUCUGGGCCUACCUCGACGAGCACAGGCGGAACUGGAUCACCCUGCAGGAGUUCCAGAGGCGCCUGAACACGCUCAACUUCGAGGGCGACGUAGGGCUGCUCUGGACGGGCCUCACAGACAAGGACGUCCCCCGCCUCAACAAGCAGAACCUCAUCGACACGCGGAGUCUCCUGCCGCAGGACUACGACGCCAGAGAGAUCACGGCCGGCCUCUCGGCCCUGGCGGGCGAGCUCUUCGGCGGCGCGGAGGGCUUCUGCAGUGCCCUCGGCCUCCAGAAGGGCACGGACACGAUCAGCAGCGAGGAC
Prorocentrum cordatum is the source of this 510-nucleotide messenger RNA. NCBI's taxonomy places the organism in Eukaryota, Dinophyceae, Prorocentrales, Prorocentraceae. The record is from the annotation of a GenBank genome assembly.